Molecule: messenger RNA, 1032 nt
Organism: Trichosurus vulpecula (common brushtail)
Lineage: Eukaryota; Metazoa; Chordata; Mammalia; Diprotodontia; Phalangeridae
Gene: MRPS2
Product: mitochondrial ribosomal protein S2
Exons: 4
Coding region: 59-961 (300 amino acids)
Biological process (GO): translation
Cellular component (GO): ribosome; mitochondrial small ribosomal subunit
Molecular function (GO): structural constituent of ribosome
Source: RefSeq, a predicted model, not a curated record
UCCCCGCCAGCCAGCACGACGCUCUUCCUCUGCGGCGACGUAGGGCCAGUCCCGCAACAUGGCUUUGGCUCAGGCCCCGCUGCCGCUGCUCCGGGCGGGCAGUCUGUCCAGGUUUCAUUGGUUGGAUUUUCUUGGCAAGGCCUCCCCAUGGGCUUCACAGCAGGGCCUUCGGAUGUAUGGAAGUGUUCCUGCCGCAGGGAUUGUCCAAGAGGAUAACAGCGAUCUCAAUGACAAGAUUUUGACUGAACCCCUCAGACAUUCUGAUUUCUUUAAUGUAAAGGAACUAUUUUCCCUUAAAACUCUUUUUGAUGCCAGAGUACAUUUAGGACAUAAAAAAGGUUGUCGUCACAGGUUUAUGGAACCAUACAUCUUUGGGACCCGCCUAGAGCAGGACAUCAUUGACUUGGACCAAACAGUCAAGCAUCUCCAGCUGGCUUUGAAUUUUACUGCCCACGUGGCCUAUCGGAAAGGAAUUAUUUUGUUCGUGAGCCGGAACCGGCAGUUCACCUACCUAAUAGAAAAAAUGGCAGUGGACUGUGGAGAGUAUGCCCACACCAGAUAUUUUAAAGGGGGCUUGCUGACCAAUGCUCCUGUCCAAUUUGGCCCUGGGGUCCGUCUCCCAGAUCUGAUGAUCUUCUUCCAUACCCUGAACAAUGUCUUUGAGCCACACGUGGCUGUGAGGGAUGCUGCCAAGAUGAACAUCCCUACGGUGGGCAUUGUAGACACAAACUGCAACCCAUGCCUCAUUUCAUACCCCAUCCCUGGAAAUGACGAUUCCCCUGACUCCAUCAAGCUCUUCUGCCAUCUCUUUGGAACAACCAUCAAACGAGCUAAGGCGAAGAGGAAGCAAAUGGAAUUCCUCUACAGCCAGCAGAGCAAACAGAUGGCUCACAAGACAGGAGACACAUACCAGCAGCCCCCUAGCCCUGCUCAGCUGGGGACACAGACUGUGAUGAACUGAAAAAGCCGAGUUUUGUAAAAGGUCACCUGACAUCUACCAAAAUAAAAACUAGACCUGAAUAUCUCCUAGUA